AUGGUGGUGGGGAAGUCAGAGGCCGCCAGGUCUGCUACCUCCUACUUCCGUACAGCCAGGCCAUUGCCUUCGCUGGUCACGGCUCUGGGACUGGGAUACUUCACGUGGGCUGUCUUCUGGCCUGAGAGUAUCCCCUAUCAGAGCCUCGGUCCCCUGGGUCCCUUCACUCAGUAUUUGGUGGACCACCAUCAGACCCUCAUGCGCAAUGGGUAUUGGCUUGCCUGGCUGAUUCAUGUGGGGGAGUCCUUGUAUGCCAUGGUGUUAUGCAAGUCUAAAGGCAUCACAAAUGGUCGAGCGCGGCUGCUCUGGUUCACACAGACUUUCCUCUUUGGAAUAGCCUCUCUCUCAAUCUUGAUUGCUUACAAACCAAAGCGCCAAAAGCAAUCUUAA
This is a messenger RNA of Chrysochloris asiatica (Cape golden mole), 390 nucleotides long. Its product is annotated as transmembrane protein 254-like. The record is from RefSeq and is a predicted model, not a curated record. NCBI's taxonomy places the organism in Eukaryota, Metazoa, Chordata, Mammalia, Afrosoricida, Chrysochloridae. Bases 1 to 390 code for a protein of 129 amino acids. The transcript is spliced from 4 exons.